Molecule: messenger RNA, 3502 nt
Organism: Aquila chrysaetos chrysaetos
Lineage: Eukaryota; Metazoa; Chordata; Aves; Accipitriformes; Accipitridae
Gene: CUEDC1
Product: CUE domain containing 1
Exons: 12
Coding region: 1735-2859 (374 amino acids)
Molecular function (GO): ubiquitin binding
Source: RefSeq, a predicted model, not a curated record
GAACCGUGGCCGGGCCCUGGCGUGCCGAGGAGUUGGCGGUCACCUCCUGGGCUCCGGGUUCUUUGUGGAUCUCCGGGAAGGUGCCCAGACGCAUCUCCCCGUAAGGAUGGAGGGCACCGUCCCGCCAGGCUGCUCCUCACCCGGAGUUCCCGGCCAGCGCUGAAAUUGCCACCGAUGGGUUGCGGGCAAACGGCGAUGGAGAAGGGUUUGAGAGCUGCCUCGCCUGUGGAAGUCACCGUUCAAAGCAGCGCUCUCAUGCACUGUCUGUCUUGUCAGGCAGGUUGGAAAGGCUCCUUUUUAUUAUCUUUUUAAAAAGCAGCGGAGUCGCACCUCCUCCUCACGCCUCCUCCUGCUGCUACCACUGACAGCAAACAUGGGGGACGGUAAGGACAUCCUGGAAAGCCACCAUCCCGGGCUGACCUCUGAGGCUGCGACUGGGGCUUUGCUGGCGGGGCUGCCCUGCAGCUGGGGAAGCUGUGGCUCUCCUCGCCUCCUCCUCCUCCUCGUUCGUCUCUAGCAACACAGGCUGAAGCGGCAUCUGCUCCCCUGCAAAGCUUUUUGUGAUUUUCACGAAGGUUUUCCUGUGGAAGCGCCCGGCUGGAGCCCGGCGUUGGGGCAGCAAGACCCCAGGGCAGCUGUGCACCUCUGGGAGGGGAGAUCGGCCGGUGCCGGCGGUGGGGCUAGAGGAGAACUUUUGGUGGUCGUCGUGGCAGAGGAGACCCAGCCCGUCGUCAGCUCGCCGUGCCUUUCUCGUCAUUGCGCACCCCGCUCCUGUGGCCUUCCCUGCCAUGACGUCUGACCACCCCGGCAGUGCCUGUCUCUGUCGCGGUGAGGAUGUGCCUGAUGCCAGCAGAGCCUUACGCGCCGAUCCCCGGGUGCCCGCACACCCUUCCUGGUACCAGAGCCUCUGAUUGCCAAAAGUCUUUCCUUCAAAGACGGGUGAAAGGCGCCCGUCCUCUUCCCAGCCGCAAAGUUCCCAGGAAAGUUUUUACUUUUUCAGCAAUUUAUUAAAAAAGAGCUUUCAAAUUAAAAAAUCCCUAACAAAACAGCGUCUAACCUGCACACCGACACCUAACCUUUUCCCCUGACCGGAUCCGUGGCAUGGCUGAGCGGGCUUUGCCGUUGCGGUGGCGUGGGCGCUGUGGUCCCCCUCCGCCCCGGGCUGAUAAGAGCGCGCGGGGAGCGAGCAGGGCUCCCCAGCGCGAUAGCGAGCGCUCGGUACUUAUCUGCCUGCACAAACACCCUGUGUGGGGGCGAAGAUAAUGGGGAUGCUGCGUGCUGCGGGCAGUGGCAUUCGGAGGGGGAACGGCCGGGAGAGGAACCGGAGGGUCAUUCGUGUCCAGUGUCUGUGCCGUGAGGAGUGCAGGUCUGGCCGCGGGCUCCCCAAUAAAACCGUCAGGUGAGAGCGCUUGAGCGGUAACGCUGACGAUGCCGGACGUCGGGACCAGAAUCGCUCCAUGGCUCUCCCUGGUCCCCUCUCGGCUGCUCCUCCGGCUUUGAGCGCUACUCUCGGAGCUGGGAGGGGAAUUUCAUUUUGGAGAGAGGUGGGAGGAUGCUGCAGCGUGCCGGGGGCUGACGCGCGGUGCCGCCGGCCGCGGGGAGCAGGACCCCCGCCGCCCGCCCAUGCUCCCCACCAGCCGCCGGGGCAGCGCCCCGUGACGGAGGGGCGGUGGGCGCCCGCCAACGCCGCAGCCGGGACCGCAGCCGCCGUGCCCCCGCGCCAGCCGCCCCGCCAUGACGAGCCUCUUCCGUCGGAGCAGCAGCAAUGGCGGCUCGCGCGGCGGCUCCUCCGCCCAGGAGCUCAACAACAGCCGCCCCGCCAGGCAGGUCCGCCGGCUGGAGUUCAACCAGGCCAUGGAGGACUUCAAGACCAUGUUCCCCAACAUGGACUACGACAUCAUCGAGUGCGUCUUGAGGGCCAACAACGGCGCCGUGGACGCCACCAUUGACCAGCUCCUGCAGAUGAACCUGGACAGCAGCGGCUGCGACGACAGCUCGGAUUCGGAGGACAGCAUCCCCCCCGAGAUCUUGGAGCGGACCCUGGAGCCGGACAGCUCGGAUGAGGAGCCCCCUCCCGUCUACUCCCCUCCCGCCUACGAGAGCCAGGAGUUUGGCAGCCGCUACCCCCGUGCGCCGCCCACCCCGCCGCCCAGGACAGACGUGCCGGGACCCGGCAGCGCUCCAGCGCCUGGGCGCUACAGGAACUGGAACCCACCGCUCCUGGGCAACCUCCCCGAAGACUUCCUCCGCAUCCUGCCCCAGCAGACCGCCGGCACACAGGGCUCCCACGGCUGCCGGCAGCCCGUGCCGCGGGGGCUCGCCCCGCGGGGUCAGGGCUCCCUGGAGCAGGAGCGGCGGUGGAAGCAGUACCUGGAGGACGAGCGGAUCGCGCUCUUCCUGCAGAACGAAGAGUUCAUGAAGGAGCUCCAGAGGAACCGGGAUUUCCUCCUCGCCCUGGAGAGAGAUCGAUUGAAAUAUGAGUCAAAAAAAUCCAAGUCGACCAGUGUUGCUGUCAGCAACGACUUUGGUUUCUCCUCCGUAAUAUCAGGUGACGUAGCCCCCUCUGUAACCAGCGAGGCCGGCGGUGCCGUGUCUGACGAUGCCUUAUUCAGAGACAAAUUGAAACACAUGGGAAAAUCCACGCGCAAGAAGCUGUUUGAACUCGCCAGAGCCUUCUCCGAGAAGACGAAGAUGAGGAAAUCAAAAAGAAAACACUUGUUGAAGCACCAGGUGCUGGGAACGGCGGCUUCCACGGCAAAUCUUCUCGACGAUGUCGAAGGACAUUCAUGCGAUGAAGACUUCCAAGCGCGGAGGCAGCAGCUCCGGGAGGAGGAGGAGACGCCGAAGGAAGGGCAGUAAACGGUCCCAGCGCUGGGGUUUAUUGCUGGCACAGAACGUGCACAAGGCUUCAUAAGAAGAUGGCUGAAAAAGGAAAAAAAAACACCCAACAAACCACCCAGUUUUUUGGCUGUUCCCCCUCUGCUGUUGUACUCCUCUGAAGUACAAGUAUUGAAGUGAGGCACAAUGUUUUCUUACCAGUGGUUUGAAAACAACUUCUAUCUAGCAAAUCAGCCAAAAAGGAGAAAAAAAAAAAGGAAAAAAAAGUUCGGCAGCUGAUGUGAGCGGCUCUGGAGGAGCCAGAGGAGCUCAGACUUGGGAGGAGCAGCGUCCCGCCUGCUCUCUCGGUCCGAGCGGCGUCGCAGAAGGAAUGAAAAUCAGUUGUACUAACGAGGAUGCAUUCACAUGUGGGAUCUGCUUGGCCGGAGCACUCCUGAACAUAUCUCUGUAGCAAUCUGAUGUAACUUUACUCUGCGCACACAGGAAAAAGACCACCACGUGAGAAAGAGAACCUAACAGCUGUUGUCUACUAUUGCUAGGAGUAAUGAGCAGAGAUUCAGAUCAGGUAAUAGUCAAAUAAUAUAAAUUGUUUAUAAAAAGGAAAGGCCUUCUUUUCCUAGGCGUUUCACUUUGAAUUAAACCUUUGCCUUCGGCAUUGCUAAAA